UAUCUGAAGAAAUGGAUACUUCUCCAUCCAAAAAUUAUCCAGUUAAAAAACGGGUGAAAAUACAUCCCAACACGGUGAUGGUGAAAUACACUUCUCAUUAUCCCCAGCCUGGGGAUGAUGGAUAUGAAGAAAUUAAUGAAGAUUAUGGAAAUUUUAUGGAAGAAAAUCCAAAGAAAGGCCUGCUGAGUGAAAUGAAAAGAAAAGGAAGAACUUUUUUUGGAACCAUGGAUACCCAGCCUCCACCAGCAGAAGACCCCAUGACCAGUGAAAUUGGUCAAUUCCAGAGCUUUGCAGAAAAAAACAUUUUUCAAUCUAGAAAAAUGUGGAUAGUGCUUUUUGGAUCUGCUUUGGCUCAUGGAUGUGUAGCGCUUAUCACUAGGCUUGUUGCUGAUCGUUCUAAAGUUCCAUCUCUAGAACUGAUUUUUAUCCGUUCUAUCUUGCAGAUCUUAUCUGUGUUAGUUGUGUGUUACUACCAGGAGGCCCCCUUUGGCCCCAGUGGAUAUAGAUUACGACUUUUCUUUUAUGGUGUAUGCAAUGUCAUCUCUAUCACGUGUGCUUAUACAUCAUUUUCUAUAGUUCCUCCCAGCAAUGGGACCACUAUGUGGAGAGCCACAACCACAGUCUUCAGUGCCAUUUUGGCUUUUUUACUUGUAGAUGAGAAAAUGGCUUAUAUUGACAUGGCUACAGUUAUUUGUAGCAUCUUAGGUGUUUGCCUUGUCAUGAUCCCCAACAUAGUUAGUGAAAAAAAUUCCUUGUUAAAUGCUUGGAAAGAAGCCUUUGGAUAUACUAUGACUGUGAUGGCUGGGCUGACCACUGCUCUUUCAAUGAUAGUGUACAGAUCCAUUAAGGAGAAGAUCAGCAUGUGGACUGCACUGUUUACCUUUGGUUGGACUGGGACAGUCUGGGGAAUAUCAACUAUGUUCAUUUUUCAAGAACCCAUUAUGCCAUUAGAUGUAGAAACCUGGAGUUAUCUCAUUGCUAUAUGUGUCUGUUCUACUGCAGCAUUCUUAGGAGUUUAUUAUGCCUUGGACAAAUUCCAUCCAGCUUUGGUCAGCACAGUACAACAUCUGGAGAUUGUGGUAGCGAUGGUCUUGCAGCUUCUAGUGUUACACAUAUUUCCUAGUGUCUAUGAUGUCUUUGGAGGGGUUAUCAUUAUGAUUAGUGUUUUUGUCCUUGCUGGCUAUAAACUUUACUGGAGGAAUUUAAGGAGGCAGGAUUAUCAGGAAAUAUUAGACUCUCCCAUUAAAUGAAUACCUGAUUAUUAUCUUCUUAACCAUCAGUUAUUAAUAGAUACACUGCCACUUUAAUAUUCACCUUUGUCUUUUGUGUUGUAUAAUUGACAGAGUGCUAUAUAAUAUUUAACUAAUAUAAGCAGAUAUAGAAAAAUAUAUUCUAGUCUAAUAUAUUAAAAAACAAAUAUUAAAUAUGUGAAAUGUCAUGAAA
Molecule: messenger RNA, 1443 nt
Organism: Miniopterus natalensis
Lineage: Eukaryota; Metazoa; Chordata; Mammalia; Chiroptera; Miniopteridae
Source: RefSeq, a predicted model, not a curated record